This is a messenger RNA of Zophobas morio, 5754 nucleotides long. RefSeq lists its product as uncharacterized. The record is from RefSeq and is a predicted model, not a curated record. Gene Ontology annotation, molecular function: histone binding. The transcript has 14 exons. Gene Ontology annotation, biological process: mitotic chromosome condensation; meiotic chromosome condensation. Gene Ontology annotation, cellular component: condensed chromosome, centromeric region; condensin complex. Lineage: Eukaryota; Metazoa; Arthropoda; Insecta; Coleoptera; Tenebrionidae. Bases 97 to 3480 code for a protein of 1127 amino acids.
GAGUACUCAUUUUACAGUUGUCUACGUUAUCGAUAUUUGACAGUGUUUUUGUAGGUUACGGUUUUUAGUUUGUGUUUACAAAUAAUUGGUGGUAAAAUGGAUUUCACAAGUUACAUCCGUGAUCAAAACGAAAAACUUCAUUGUCGUGAUUAUGUAUUUCACUUAUGGGAAGAACUUGAAGGAAUUAACUCUGAUGGGGAUAUAAGUGCAAAUGCCAUUAACGACUUUAACAACCACUUGCCUGUACUCCUCGAACAGUUUUGGGAAAUUGCGUUAGAGAAGUUGAAUAUGGCAGAAGAACUCGAUGAAAUUGACGAAGAAUUGAAAGUGUAUCUCUUGAUUUUAAUAUACCAGUGUAUAACGCAAUCACAUGAGCUGAUCUCGUACAAAUGUGUCUUGUACGCUGCAGAGGUGUAUUUACAUUUACUGACAACUCCACAACGUGAUGAAUUUUAUAAGAGUAAACUCUAUCGUAUUACUAUUUCUACUGUAGAGUCAUCACUUGAAGCUGUGGCAACAGAACAUAUUGCCAAUCGUUUAAUGUUUAAAUUACGAAAAUUUCUUGUGAGAGCUAAACUCACUCUUUCUGAUUUAGAGGUGACAUUAGCUACAUUGAUACAUAUUAUGUUUAUCAAAUCAAAGGAAGUUUUUCAUGAUUUUGAAAUGUUGAAUCAUCCACAACCUAUAGCGCUUGAAAGCCUGUUAAGUUUAAAAGUCCUCUAUGAGCAGGAACUCAUUCAGUCAAGAAAAUUCAUAAUAAUGACGUAUUUAUUUAAUGGUUUAAGAAAACAUAACGCAAUACAUACAACGCCGCGUCAUUUUAACAUAAUUCAACUUAACUUCCGGAAUUUGUUCAAAAGUCUCCAUCAAAAAUUUAAGGAAGAGCGGUACAAAACAUUCCUGAACGCAUUUAUCCAUAUUUGGAAACAUCCAGACUUUACUUUUUUUGGUGAGGCGGUAUUUAUAAUGAAUGGUUUAAAAGAGAAAUAUUAUCGCACAUUGCUUGACAUUUUAAACAAGAUGAUGAUGACCAAAAACCCACAUAAAAACUUAUUUAAACUAGCAUUAUCCAUCAUCUGCUACCCUCCCAAGUAUGUUCCCACAGAGAAAGUUAAAGUGACAAAUGAAAUUUUACUUAAACAGAUUUUACUCAAUUGUCUUUCAAGCAAAAGUGAAGUUUCAAAUAAUGCAGUUGAGUCGCUAGCGGAGAUUUUGAUGUCGCCAGAUUUAGAAAAAGAGUAUAUAAAAACACCUAUGAAGGCAAUUUUAAACUGCAGCAAUAACCAGAACAUGAAUGUGCCUAUGAUGUUGAGAGGUCUUCAGACUCUAAUGAGCAAGAAGUGGGGUACCCGUUCGAAAAAUAAAAAUUUGUUGGUAAUUGUAGUUUCUGUAAUGUUGUUUUGUGAAGAGGAUCAUCCAGAAAUGUACAGGGAGGUUCUGGAUUUUUUAACUGAACAGUGCACACCAUACGAUGUUAAACCAUUCCUUCCUCUUCUGUCUCAAACUUACUUAACACUAACACACAAAAAUCAGAAAUUCAGUGCUCUACAGCUCUUAAAAAUAAUUUUCAAAAUGGCCUUACAUCCCAUGGCAUCAUCAACGGAAUUCGUCAAGUAUUUAUACACAGCUAUGAUUUAUCCAAACGUCUGCAAAGGAAUGCCAGUAAAAAGCGAAAUCUUUAUCGAUCCAAUCAUAUCCGACGAUUUUCAUUUUUCGGAAUUUUUUGAAAAAUGUCAUACAUUGGGAUUGAUCAGAAACGAUCACAUCACGAAACUAAUUGGCAACCUCUCAAAUAUAAACGAAUCAAAUAUGAAAUUACUGUGUGCUCUUGUUCAUUUGACCGAAUAUAAAGAGCUUUCAGUAAUAGCCGACCACAUCAAUGAUAAUUUUACGACGAUAUGCAAUCGUGCCGAUUUGACGCACUUGUUUUACAUUUAUAAUAAAAUAUAUAAAAACGCCCCAUCGCGAUCAAAUCAAAGUGUACGAUGUAAUGAAAUUAUGGUGUGUUUUAUCAAACAUCACCUUCUACGGCAGAGUUUUCGGUGGAAUUGUGUAGCUAAUGCUUUUUCUUUACUGAAAACGCUCGAAGACUUUACGAAUUUGGAAGAAGAUUUUGCCCUCUUUAAGGAGCAAUAUGACCGAAUGCUUGCCGCAGCUGUCCAAACUAGAGGUAGUUUUCUUCCAUUGGUGUAUUACUGUCAGUUGAUAAUUUUUGGAAGAGUUAUACCGAAUGAGGAAAAUUUAAAGGCUGUAACCGAUUUUUUGUCCUUAUGUACGGAUGAAUUUCACAGUAGAAGUGCUGAUUUCAAUCCGAAAUUGUGGAUCGGUUGUCUGCUUCUUUACACCAACAUUUGUGUGGUGAAAACAAACCUAGUAGAAACGGCGUUGGAUUAUCUGCAGUGUGGUUUAAAUUCUUCAGUGACGGUAGUGAAGUUGGCGGCUAUUAAUAUGACGUUCGAUUUGUGUAAUAUGGUAACUCACAAUUUUGAAGAUGUUAUAAGAUACAUGUUUAAACAAUUAGUAUUUGGUGACAACGUUUUUAAAAAGACUUGUCUGAUGAAAAUUGAUCGUUUAAUACGAGACGACUAUUUGAAGUUGGAAUUAGAACAAUUUAUUAUUUUUGUGUCAGUACUGGCCGACCGCCAUGUUAAUUUAAGUGAUUACGCAAAGCAGUUACUAUCCGAAAACUUUUUUAUGUCUAAUCCGACUCUUAUUGCAAGGUAUUUUGUACCUUUAAUUGUACACAUCAAUGGAUACAGGAAGCAUCCAAAUUAUCGAAUAAGCAACAACGGAUACGAAUUGGCGCAGCUUAUUUCGAGAAGUAUCUUAGACAGGCGAAAAAUGUACGACCUGUUGUUCAAUAGUUUACCCAUUAAACAUCGUUUCACUAUAAUUUAUCUUCUAAGUACGCAUAUUUUAGUUAUUGUUUCAGAAAAUAUGAUGAAAAGCAGAAUCAAAGUCGACGAUGGUUUUUGGAAAAUGAUCAAGGAUUCGAUUUAUAUUUUCAAGCUGUUGACGUCAAACUCGAAUGAAGAUGAACCUGGAGAAAAUUUUUAUAAGAAAGUUGCAGGACACAUAUCUAAAUUCCUUCUUCAGAAAUCAGAAUAUCCAGAUAAGAGUCUAUAUCCGGAAUACCAUAAGGAAAUCAUGCAAGGAACUGAAACGCUCAUAAGGUUGCUUUCUUUCAACGAUAACAACAAUAUUCAAAAACAUAUAAGUAUUUCUGUUUUUGAUGCCAUUAUUCAUUGGACCAACUUUUUAAUGGCCGAUUUGGUGCAUAUCAUUCAUGUUGAACGAAGCAAAGAAAUACAAAGUUGUUUUUCCAAAUUUGAUAAAUUUUAUAAGAAGAAUGGACAGAAUUUGAGGUAUGCUGAAGAUUCGUUUGAAAGCGGAGGUGGAAUGAGUACUGAUACCCCUUGUUGCAGCAGAUCGUUGUUUAAUGUACCUGAGGAAUACAUUCCAGAUUUUGAUACGAGUUAACCACCUCUUUUCAGGUGCAUCAGUCGAUGUGAAAAAUGUACAGUUUUAUUGUAAAUACAACGAUAAUUUGUAAGGUUUAGUUGCAAAAGUGAUAACUUAUUUUGUGUUCCAACAAUUAGGUUAGAAAUACUUGUUAAUUGUAUAAAGUAACAUUUUUUAUUUAUAUUUUAAUAUAGGUUAGUGCACUAGUGACUUGUUCCCAGCACCAGGCGACACGAUCGGCAAAUAGCGUUGCAUAUGAGGGAUACACGGAUGUAUCUAUUUUACGAUCGUCAUUUUAACAGAAACUGUAAAAAGAAUAUGGUGGCGAUUAAAAAAGUUAGUUUUUAUUAUACUGAAUUCUAGCUUUGUUAGAAAAGAUUUUUUUUAAUUAGUUUAAAAUAUUAAUUUGUAGGACACUGCUACACGCGUGUUUCGUUACGCAGUACCGUCUUCAGGAAGAAGAAUAACUGGUUUUACAACAGAAAAGUUUUCAUUUGUAUACCUGACACAAAAAAUUUUACAAUUUCAUAUUUAGCAGUGGAGAUUUGUUUAACUCCGUUUGGUCAUUCAUACCUAUUAAUUUCCAAACAUUCUAGAGAUUUAAGUUUUAAACCUUUAUUUUCUAUGUGUAAAAUUCUAAAGUUGUCAUUAAAAUUAUGGUUUUCUUCAAUCAAGAGAUUGCCGUAUGUAGAGUUCGCUAUAUUAUUAGACUAAAAUGUUUUGUGUUUUUUUAUCCUUUCUCCAAAUCAGGUAUCUAAAUGAAAACUUUCUGUCUAGUAAAAGUUUUUCUUUUCUAACAAAGUUAAGAUGGAGUUUAAACAAGUAAACGCCUCAUCAACACAAGCAUUGAAUUCUAAUUGGUCAAAAGUAUGUUAGUCCAUGCCACGGUUGUAGAAUUUUGGUUGAUACACUAGCGACUUGAAAUGAUAACGCUUCUUCCCAUGGAAAGCCUCUACCAUGUAGUACGAAAAUCAUUUUAGUUAUUUUAAGGGUUUACAAGUGCUUUCUAAAUACAAUUAGCAACACAAAAUUCUUAGGUGACAUUUGAUCAGAGUCGAUAACUAUGUAUUAUUAUCUUUUAUUAAUUAUAUCAGUUACGAACAGAUGUCGAUAGAAUUACCUAUUGAAACCCUAAAGAAGAGAGGCUGGACAAAGCCGCCAUUUUAUAUCACAACCACAUAUUUUUUUUAAUUUGCUGUUCCUAAUGUGUAAAUGUAACGGAAUAAAAUCACAAAAUCAUUCCAAUGAGACGUUAGAGUAGACAUACUUACUUGAGGAAAAUACGAGAAUAAAACCAGUGAACACAAAAUGAUUCUAUUUUAUAGAAUAAUACAUUGUCAUAAUUUUACUGUGACGGUCUGAUUUAGGCAUUUGGUCUUUUUCUACAAGAAAUUUUCAAAAUAAAUAGUCAAGUAUUUUCUGUAGUCAUUUUCAUAAUAGUUCCCUCCGUUUUUAAAUUAUCCAAUCAUAGCGUUUCCAUAUAACAGGACCACAGUGAAAACUAGGCGACGGUUUGGACAGAUUCUCUUCUUUAGGGUCUGUAGGUUCCUAAAACCAGGCGACGCGACGGUAAUUAGCGUCGUUGACCACAUGGACAUAUACUAGUGUCUCGAAGUAUCUAUUCCACGGUCGUGGUCGAGGCUUUUAGAUUACUUGUUCCAUAAACGUACCAUGUAGAGGGUCUCUGUAUACGAAAAAAAUAAUCUAGAUUUGAACCUAAUUUUGGCAAAGCAUAAUGAAAAAUACACGUAAUGUUAAAAUAAAAAUCGCUCACAAGUUAAUAAUAAAGCGGAACAUCAAAAUUAAAAAAAAUAUAUUUUCUGUAAUCUAUGUACCUGCUUGUUGUUUUCUGUUAAAAAAAUCGAAAUUUGGUGAGAGAACUUUACUGUGAAAUUGAAAAUGUGUAGCUACUUAAGUACGCUUACGUUUUUGUUAUUUUAUAACUAAUGGUUUACUAAAUAUUAGCAAGAAUUUUGAAAAUAUGGAAAAUACGUCAUUUUUAAUGUGUUUUCUUUUUAUUUCUAAAAUAAAAUGUUUUGUAAGUUAUACUACUAUGUUUGUUAUUUUGUAUUUAAUGAAUUCAUUUUUAUUUCUCUUGGGUAGGCUAGAGAUGUAUUGGAGUAUUGAUUUACACGAAUCUUUAAUUUCAAGGUUUUUUGACGAUUCGCAGCUUGUGAAAUACGAAAGUGUUGGUCCCCAUUUCGCAUCUUCAAAGUAAAUGAACUGAUUACUGUGAAUUUUUUAAAGCACUGUAAGGUGAUCCUAUAGGCCAUUAAACGUUAACAAAAUGUA